Molecule: messenger RNA, 1922 nt
Organism: Raphanus sativus (radish)
Lineage: Eukaryota; Viridiplantae; Streptophyta; Magnoliopsida; Brassicales; Brassicaceae
Exons: 2
Coding region: 715-1773 (352 amino acids)
Molecular function (GO): nucleic acid binding; zinc ion binding
Source: RefSeq, a predicted model, not a curated record
AAUUUUUACUUGCAACUCAAAUUUUAUUUUCGGUUUCAUCUUUCUUAUUUUUGAAUCCGAUUUUAAAAGUUGAUCUAGUUCUUGUUUAAAAACAUAUAAAUCGAUUUUAUAAAAUCUUAUAAACUCUAUUAGAUCAUAUUUGAUCAGAUCCGAAAUUCUAAACCUAAACCCUAAAAUUUCGGAUCUCAAAACCCUAAAAUCCCUCAUAACUUUAGUUUUGUAAUAGACAACAAGCGAUACCCCUUUUAAGGAUGACACGCUAUAUGUCUAAAUCAAAACAUAAAGUCUAUGUUUAACCAAAACUUAAAAUCUGAUUUAAAUCUUUAAAAUCUAAUCCUUAAAGUUAAUAUCAGAUUAAAAGGAAAUUUAAAUCAUAAGAAUUUUUUUUUAAGCAUGUGAUAACAUGACUUUCAUUUUGUAUAAGACAACAAGUGAUACCCCUUAUUAAAGGAUGAUACGCUAUAUGUCUAAAACAAAAUUAGUCUUAUGUUUCCACAUUUUUGAUCAAUGAUCCACACCAUUGUGUGGUUAGAUCUUGAAUUUUUAGUCAAUGAUCCAUACUACUUAGUAUGGCUAGACAAUAAGGUCAAUGAUAGACCAUGGUCGAUGAUGUGUACCUUCCGGUACGACUAGACCACAGGCCGUAUUGGUCGAUGAAGUACCUUCCGGUACAGCUAGCCCACAAGCUGCAUGAGUCAAUGAAGUGUACCCUAGAUGGCCAAAAUCGCAAAUUUGGAUUUUGCACCUCUAAGUGUGAGGGGUGACAAUUACCUACAAUGGGCACUAGAUGUCGAGAUUUCUCUUGGAGCCAAAGGCCUAGAGCAUUGUAUUGUUCCUCAGAACGAAGCUACUAAGAAAGAGAACUCUCAGACCCUCAUGAUCAUCCGUCAUCACAUUGAGGAGAGUUUGAAAGCUCAAUACCUCACAGUGAGUGAUCCAUAUGAGUUAUGGAAAGAGCUUCAGAUGAGAUAUGAUCACCAGAAGACCUUGAUUCUUCCGGGUGCCACUUAUGAGUGGAUUCAUCUCAGGAUUCAAGACUUUAAGUCUGUGAAUGAGUACAACUCAGCCUUAUUUAAGAUAGUCUCAAAACUGAGGCUAUGUGGCGAGACUGUAACUGAUAAGCAGUUGUUGGAAAAGACUUUCCAGACAAUGUCCUCAAGCAAUAUGUUGCUUCAGCAACAAUACAGACAGAAAGGUUUUAAGACCUAUAGUGAGCUCAUCUCAUGUCUAUUGCUUGCAGAACAGAACAACGAGCUGCUCUUGAAGAACAGUGAGCUUAGACCACCUGGAUCUAAGCCUGUCCCUGAGGCAAAUCAUACCUCAAAUGAGCCUAAUGAUGGUGCUGAAGCUAACCAUGUCCGGUAUGACCAUAAGGGCCGCGGAUCCUCAUAUGGAAGAGGACGUGGCCGUAAAGGUCAUGGGCGAGGACGUGGACAAGGUGGCAACAGCAAAGGGCGUAGCACCCCUUAUGACCGUCCAAACCAGUCCAAUAAUGGACAAGGUAAAGGCAGAGGAAAUGGGACUUCUUCAAAGCCACAGAAUCCUGCAAGCUCACCUUGCCAUAGAUGCGGAAUGAUGAAUCAUUGGGCAAAGAAUUGCCGCACAGCCAAGCAUCUGGUCGACCUCUAUCAAGAGAGUCUUAAGGGCAAAAAUCCGGAAGCACACAUGGUGUACAAGGAUGGUGAGGACGAUUUUGAUCAUGACAAGGACGACCUCAUGGACUUUGAGACUUCAGACAUACUCACUAUGCUGAAUGAUGAUCCAGUCGAAUAAUGUGAUGCAUCAAACGAUUUGUGUUUGAAUGUUUUUUGGUGUUUUUAGGCUUUGAGAAAUUUUUUAAGUGCUUUUGCAUUCUAUGUUUUAUUUUAAGAAUAAACUAUGUCUACUUUCAUUUUCAAUAAUAAUAUGAAUGAUUCAGAUUA